AUGGCGGCGCCAGACAAGGUGGUGUUUCACUUGCCCAUCAUCGAUGCAGAGGCUCCAGCGCCAGACAGCCUCGCGCUGGCGCACAGCUCCAGAGUGGAGGUUUCUCCGCUCUUGGCACCAGAGAGGAUGUUGAAGCCCGGCUACUGUCCAGCAAGAGAGAUUGAAGAGCUUUGGCGCGAGAAGUCCCGUUUGGACGAGCUCUUCGAUGCUGGGCUGGGCCAGGCGUAUUGGAGGGCUCGGGAGGAGAUUUACCCGGAGGCCGGUGAUCGAGGGGGAUCCUUGGGGAACCGUGCCGGCGACAAACUUCAGGAGAUUGUGGAUGCCGUGGGCGGUUUGCAGGUGGAUCGCCUGAAGAAGAGAACCAAAGAGGUGGAGGACAAAGUGCUUUGCCCACUUUGCAUGGACGAAGCGAAGCCAGAGAAUUGCAGCGUCACUGUGUGUGGCCAUGCGUACUGCACAGAUUGCAUUACUUGCUGUGUGGGUCAGGUGGGCAGAUGUCCAACAUGCAACCAUCCCUUGCGUUUGCCGGGGGAUUUGGCCAAUGCCCAGCGUGUGCAGACCGCCAGCCAGGAGCCAGUGGUCUUCGUGGAUGUGUGUGGUGCACCUGGCGCUUGGUCCAAGUACCUCUUUAAGCUAGGUGAGCAGCGUGGCUUGCAGAUGCAUGGCUUCGGCUUCAGCUUGAAGAAGGGCACCAACGAGCGCAGCUGCACCUGGUUCAAGCAGGACCUACUGGAGCGCUCCAACUUCACCGAGCUCAACGGCGCUGAUGGAACCGGCGAUGUCACCUCUCCCGAGAAUCUCGCGCACGCGGCUGCCGCAGUGGGGCGCACCGCCGACCUGGUGGUGGCUGAUGGUGGCAUGGGUGUGGAUCGAGGUGCCGGCGGCCAACACAUGGAGAACUAUCAGGAGAUUUGGGGCGGUAGCAUCCUCACGGCAGAGGUGCGUUUUGCUUUGGAGACCCUGCGAGAAGGCGCUUGCUUUAUUUGCAAGUUCUUUGAUACAUUCACAGAGGUGAGCUGCAGUUUACUCUUCAUCGCGGCACGGCUCUUUGAGAAGGUGUGCGUGGUGAAGCCCAAGCACAGUCGAGAGGUGAACUCCGAGUCACUGGGCCAAGCGGCUAGACCGCUCCUCUGGGCAGAAAGGUCUGACCUGAACUGGGAGGGCGGUUUGACGUUGAGUUCAGGCGUUGAUGUGCGAGCAGGCCAGCUUCCAUGGGGUACUGCUGUAGUGGGCGCACCCGACAUCAAGCAGAAGGGUCUCACGCUGGCUGGACGCGGAGAUGUUCUUCCACCGCAGAGAGCGUUUCAAGAGGCAGAGAUGGAGUUCGCAGAGAUCCCUCCAGAGGUCUCGGAACUCUUCGAGACGCUGCGGGGCGAGGCACUGCGACGUCUAGAUGAUUUUUUGCCGAUCCAUCUCUUCUCCUUGUGCUGGGCCUACUCAACAGCUCGUUUGCUGGACGAGGACCUUCAGCGGAACAUCACCCGCGCAGCCCUGCGCUUGGGCCGCUCCCGAGACGCGAGUGGCGCGCAGGUGCCGGAUGGCAAGGCGGCCAAUGCCAGCUCAGAGAACGCGGAGGCCUUUGGCCAGUUGGACACCACGGAAGAGCCAGCGAAGGAGGACUCGGACGGGAUGGAAGCUCCUCGGAUCCUCAAGGCCACGGAGCAUUGGAUGGCCAUCUUGAAGCCAGCGCAUUGGCAAGUCUCGGUGGAUGCCAAGGAGGCUGCCCGCAUGGGGAGCAGCUCGCCCUUUGAAGAGGACGAGGACGCCGAGGAGGAGCCGGAAAAGCCACGCGUGCAGGCCUGGAUUCGCAAGCACAUGUCGCGGACCUACCCGAUUUGCUCCGACCCCACAGAAGCCUUCGGGCUGCUGCACCGGCUGGAUGCGCAAACCAGUGGUGUGUUGGUUUGCGCCAAGAGCUACGAAGGCGCUUAUUGGCUACGCCUCCAGUGGUGUCAAUAUGCCGUGGACAAAGAGUAUGUUUGUGUGGUGCAUGGCUGGGUGGAUCGGGCUCAACGGGAGAUCCACAAGCGAAUCCGUGUGAGCUUGGCCGUGAUGGGCCCAUCGCAAUGUGGCAAGACCACCGCUUUGGGGAAGCUUUGUGCGCUCAGUGGAGCCUUUGAGGAGGUCGAGCACCAGCAGUGCCAGGACUUGGCUUGGGAGCUGGGCCGCCCGGGCUAUUCCCACGGCUGGAUGUUAGACCGGCUCCCCGAGGAAAGAGAACUGGGCUCGACGUUGACCUCCCACAUGCAGAGGUUUGAGUCUGCCCACUGCAGUUACUGCGCCUUUGAUACCCCUGGGCGAGAGGACCUCUCUCGAGAAGUCCUCAGCGUGACCAGCCUGGCGGACGUCGCGGUGCUCGUGCUGAGCGCCACGACGGGCGAAUGGGAGGCCGCUGUGGAGAGCGGUCGAGUCAAGGAGAUCGCCUUAGAUAGCUUCACCAUGGGCAUCAAGCACGUGGUGGUGUGGGUCACCAAAAUGGAUGACUUCACGGUGCAGUUUGACAUGGCUAGAUACGAAGAGAUCAAAAAAGCAGUGACCCAGUUCUUAAAGGAUGUGGGUUACAAGCCGAAGGAUCCUUUCCCAGUGGUGCCGAUCGGUGGGCGUUCAGGUGAAAAUCUCACCAGUAAGUCUACUGAGAUGCCUUGGUACGCCGGCCAUUCGGCGCUGGAAGCACUGGAUUCGCUCAACGAGAUGAACCGCCCCGCAGAGAAGCCCUUGCGGCUACCGGUGCUGAAGGUGCACGACCACCCAGAAGCGGGUUGCAUCAUCGUCGGCCGCGUGGAGACGGGGUCCAUCCGCUCGGGGCUUAAGGUGAUCUUCGCACCUGGUGGCUUGGUCGGCGAGGUGAAGUCCGUCUUCCGCGGGGGCAAGAAGAUCUCCGAAGCCUCAGGCGGCGACGUGGUGAGUGUGAACCUGGGCGGCGUGGAUCCCUCGCAGCUGCGCCGCGGCAUGGUGGCCUCCACCAGCAGCGACGCCGCGGCGGAUGCCGAGACCUUCCUCGCGCAGGUCGUGGUCUUUGACCACCCUGGGCAGAUCCGUACAGGUUACUGCCCAGCCAUCACCGUUCACACGAGCCAGGUGCCAUGUGAGUUUGAGGAGCUCCUCAGUAAGGUAGAUCGUAAGACGGGGAACGACAGCGAGACGCACCCUGCCAGUGCCAAGUCUGGGGAGGUCAUUAAGGUGAAGAUGAGGCCUCGGUCCUUGGUCUGUGUGGAGCCCUUCAGCGCCUAUCCGCCGCUGGGACGCUUCGCCAUCCGCGACCAAGGGAAGACCGUGGGCGUGGGAGUCAUCAAAGAGGUCACCAAGCGACCGGUGCCGAAACCACGAAGUGAGAACUCCUACUUCGACUCCUGA
This is a messenger RNA of Durusdinium trenchii, 3354 nucleotides long. Lineage: Eukaryota; Dinophyceae; Suessiales; Symbiodiniaceae. The record is from the annotation of a GenBank genome assembly.